This is a messenger RNA of Salvia hispanica, 1668 nucleotides long. RefSeq names its product actin-related protein 8 (gene ARP8). Gene Ontology annotation, molecular function: protein binding. Lineage: Eukaryota; Viridiplantae; Streptophyta; Magnoliopsida; Lamiales; Lamiaceae. The record is from RefSeq and is a predicted model, not a curated record.
AAAUUGAAUUAUUGAACCCCCAAUCCAUGCCGCAGCCAUGAGCGCUCUCAUUCGCAAGGUUUGGGAAUCCAUGGCCCACCGAUCCGCCUCCAAAUCCAGCCCCAAUUCGGCUUCAGACUACGACCAGCUUAUGUAUAUGCAGUCGUCAUCCACCGGCGACUUCGACCGGAUUCCAAUCGACAUCUUCAUGCAAAUUCUCAAAAUUCUGGGGCCCAAGGAGUCUGCGCGGUUGAGUGCAGUCUGCAAUUCCUGGAAAUUUCUUGUGUCGGAUAAUCGCUUGUGGAUUUAUUUCCUGCAGCAUCAGCCCGAUCCUUGGGACUCUGUUUUCUUCGCGGAGACUCACCUGCGAUCGGGCUAUCCUCUGCAAGUGUUUCCUGCUCAGAUGCAUGACCUAUCAUUUAUGCAUAUUUAUGCUCAGCGCGUUCAGGUCCCUGGAGCUCUUAUAAUUGAUGGGGGUUCAGGUUAUUGUAAAUAUGGAUGGAGCAAGUAUGCUUCUCCAUCGGGGCGAUCAGCAACUUUUUUAGAAUUUGGAAAUAUUGAGUCUCCAAUGCCUUCUAGACUUCGACAUUUUUUUUCAACAAUUUGCAACAGGAUGCAGGUGAAAACAUCAACACAACCAAUUGUUGUAUCAAUACCCCUUUGCCAUUGUGAUGAUACCGAGUCUGCAAAAGGUUCUAGAAGACAUCUCAAGGAUGCCAUUUACUCGACACUGUUUGAUAUGAAUGUUCCUGCUGUAUGUGCCAUCAACCAGGUAUCUUUUGACCACCAAUCAGCGUGCUCCUUGAUGGAAACACACUUAUCAGGGGCGACUCUGGCUUUGUUUGCAGCACGAAGAACAUCAGGAAUUCUUGUGAAUGUUGGUUUCCAUCAAACAUCUGUUGUUCCAAUUUUACAUGGCAAGGUGAUGUAUAAGGUUGGGGUGGAAGUUGUUGGGAUGGGAGCUUUGAAACUUACAGGAUACCUCCGAGAUCGGAUGCAACAGAAUAACAUACAAUUUGACUCUCUGUAUACUGUCCGCACAUUGAAAGAGAACUUGUGUUAUGUUGCCCUUGACUAUGAAGAUGAACUAUCCAAAGACACUCGAGCAUCGUUUGAUAUUUCACCUUCCAGUUCGUUUACGCUUUCAAAUGAGCGCUUUCAGACAGGAGAAAUACUGUUUCAGCCUCGCAUGGCAGGAAUGCAGGCAAUGGGUCUGCAUCAGGCGGUGGCGCUUUGCAUGGAUCACUGCCAUGAUGCUGAAUUAACUGCGGAUGAUAAUUGGUAUAGAACUGUUGUCUUGGCCGGUGGCAGUGCAUGUAUGCCAGGAUUAGCAGCAAGACUAGAGAAAGAACUGUGCGGACUUCUGCCAACUUCCUUGUCCAAUGGAGUUCGGGUUUUACCUCCCCCUAAUGGCGGGGAUUCUGCGUGGUUUGGAGCGCAGCUCGUCAGCAAUUUGAGCACAUUUAACACAUCUUGGUGCAUGACUAGAAAGCAAUUCCGGCAACGGUCCAAGCGGAAGGUGUUGUGGUGAACUACCUUCACAAUUUCUUCAAAGUCGGACGAUGUUUCCAUGAAUAAGAUAUCUUGUGUAUGAAAAUGAUCAUGGUAAGACCACAAAAUAUAUUAAAGCAGUAUGUAGAAACACUUCCUAAUCCCUAUUGUCAUUCAGUUUGUCCAUUUGUUGAGAUA